Molecule: messenger RNA, 8748 nt
Organism: Phyllostomus discolor (pale spear-nosed bat)
Lineage: Eukaryota; Metazoa; Chordata; Mammalia; Chiroptera; Phyllostomidae
Gene: CALN1
Product: calneuron 1
Exons: 7
Coding region: 338-1123 (261 amino acids)
Molecular function (GO): calcium ion binding
Source: RefSeq, a predicted model, not a curated record
GCUCACAGACAGAGGGUCCAACCUGGGAGGUCCUCUCCUAGUUCUUCUUUCCUGACCCCCUUGGGGGCUAAACGUCCUGGGUCCUCUGCCUCUCUGGGACUAUUGCUCCAGAGUCAAUACUGUUUUUCCACCAAAAGAACCUGGGCAUCACAAAACCCUUGCUAGGGCAGGGAGAGGCCGGGACAGACGUCACUACUGUGUAAUCAUGGCUUUGGACUGGCGGGACCUAUGAACAAUGCGAAAAUGAGUAGACUGUUCCUUUGUAGUCUCAUUGUCACCGCUGACGUUCCCUUGAUGUGCUCACAAAUCUCUCUGAGAACAUCGCCCUGGACCCCCGAUGCGGCUGCCUGAGCAACCUGGAGAGGGGAAGCCUGAGAAUGAGGAAAAGGGGGGCAGAGGAGCCCCUGGAGGGGGAGAGGAGCCGCCGAGGAGCCAGGCCCCCGACUUCCCCACUUGGGAGAAGAUGCCUUUCCACCAUGUGACCGCUGGCCUGUUGUACAAGGGGAAUUACCUCAACCGCUCUCUCUCUGCUGGCAGUGACAGUGAGCAGCUUGCUAAUAUCUCUGUGGAGGAGCUUGAUGAAAUCCGAGAGGCCUUUCGGGUUCUGGACCGAGAUGGAAAUGGCUUCAUCUCCAAGCAGGAGCUGGGAAUGGCCAUGCGCUCUCUGGGGUACAUGCCGAGUGAAGUGGAGCUGGCCAUCAUCAUGCAGCGCCUAGACAUGGACGGGGAUGGCCAGGUGGAUUUUGAUGAAUUCAUGACAAUUCUUGGCCCCAAACUGGUGUCUUCAGAAGGCCGUGAUGGUUUUCUUGGAAACACAAUAGAUAGCAUAUUCUGGCAGUUUGACAUGCAAAGGAUAACUCUGGAAGAGUUGAAGCACAUCCUCUAUCAUGCCUUCCGGGACCACUUAACAAUGAAAGACAUUGAGAACAUCAUCAUCAAUGAGGAGGAGAGCCUGAAUGAUACCUCGGGGAACUGCCAGACAGAGUUUGAAGGCGUGCAUUCCCAGAAACAGAACAGACAGACCUGCGUCCGGAAGAGCCUCAUCUGCGCCUUUGCCAUGGCCUUCAUCAUAAGCGUCAUGCUGAUUGCGGCCAACCAGAUCCUGCGGAGCGGCAUGGAGUAGCAGCCUCCAGCCACCACACUGCUGCUGCCCCUGCUCCCUGCGCAUGCGCAUGCCCUGCGGGCAGACUCGGUUCCUCCUCAAAAGCAGAUUUGGACGCAGUGGCACAAUUCAGUGAAGAACCCAAGGUUGCAGAGCAACAGGUGUUGCAAGGCCACUUCAUCUCCUUGGCAGGGACACAAAAGGGCUGUCUCAAAUGCUUUAAUGGUUUUGUUUCCCAAUGCAAUAAAAUAGCCAGGAGUUCCGAAUGAUUGCUUCAACCACUUGCAGGAACUCUGAAGAUAAACUACAUUUUCAUCGCGGAAUUCCAAUGGCCAUCCAGGCCAAUGGUGUGAGAGAGCAAGAGAGGGGCGUGAACACGCAGUCACCUCUACACCCCAUUCUUUCAACCCAUUGGGCAACUGGACAACCCUAAGGGUAACCCAAGGGGCUGACUUUGGGGUUGCUGCAGAAAAAAGGCUCUCCUUCUGACCCUGGCUUCCUUCCUCCACCUAGCGGAGCCUUGCAAGGCAUGGGAGGAAAGCCACCGGAUGGGGUGCAGGACCUGGCGGCCUGCAGCUGCUCCCAUGCUUCCGUUCUUACUGCCUUUCUACAGGACUCUUGGCAGAGUUGGGGAGUUCUCGGUUUCCAUCUGUACUUGGCUUUCUGUUCCUAGAGCCCAUCACGCACCAGCAUUUUGGAAUCUGCAGAGAGCCUUCCUCCCAGCUUUGCUGCCUGUGCUGCCAUUAAAGAAAAAAGAAGCAUAAUCGUGGGCAUCUCUAUAAUAACAUAGACAGGUAGACAGAUGUAUCUAUUUGGCUUCUUCAUCUGUGACAUCGUUCUUCCCUAUUCACUUACUCCUGAUAUAAGCUUGUCCUCUGACACAGUCCCUACCUCCUUUGGCUAGGAGACAUAGUUUGGGGGACAGGGGACUGAGACGGGUGGUGAGGCAGUGUUACAGCCCACACCCCAGUCGUCAGAACUGAUGGAGCCGCACACAUUUCCCUGCCAGAAGACCUCUGUAAGUUAAGGUCCUUGUGCAUCUUACCUUCUUCUCAUCUAACGGUUUGCUUUGUAAGUUAGUCUUCCCCAGAUAAAAAGAGGAGUAUAAUUCAGAGUGGAAAGAUGGAAAGAUCAAACUACUGUAUUUUACAUAAUAACUUCAGGCAUUUAGAUUUUGCAACUGACUCAUUUCCAUGAGAAAAGACAAAAAGAUGUUAAUAAGCUUAGCCAACAGGACAGGUAAUUUACUCCUGCCUGCAGAAUACUUCUGUUGGGGAAGGAAACUGAAUCCAAUAGCCUGUUUUCAACACCAUUUCAAGUCUGUAAUAUCCUGACUUUUCCUAAAUGUCAUAUCAGUCACCACUGUUAAUUUGAGCUUGCAUAGUCUGAUUAGCCAAUAAUAUUUCAAUGGAAUAUUUCCCUUUGUACUUUUCCAAGCUCAGGUCCUUAUUUCUAAGGAAUUGUCUUGCUCCUCUUUCUUCCCAGUGCACCCAAAAGCUACAUGCUUUCCCCUUUCUUCCAAUAUUGAGGCUCUAGAAUCUUUCCUCUCUCACUGCAGCCAGGUGGGCUACUUGGUGCAGUGUGUGCUCCUGAACCUCUCUCUCCCCAGCCUCCCCUUCCUCUCUGCUUUCUCCCUACUGCCUUCUCAGACUUGGAGCAUCCAAGGUCUCAGUUUUGGGUCUUCUUUCAAAUCACCUCUGCAAGCACUUCAGGCAACAGCCUGGGGGUAACUGUAGGAAUUUCCCCACUGUGGGAAACUGAGAAUAUUCAUGAAUAGCACAAGAAAAACUAGGGUUUGAGCCAUAGUAUGGAGGAAGAAGCAGGUGUAAGCUUUCGAGAGCCCAGGAGUUUGAGAGACUCUCUGUGAAAAUGCCUGGGGUCUCACAUAUCCAGUCCAGGAAAGUGCCAGCCUGCCUGUCCCUCUUGCCUGCCCUGCCCUGUCACAGUACACCCCACAUACUGCCUCUUUCUCUCUCCCCUGGCCUGACUCAGCACACACCACCACUGCCCCCUCCAUCAGAAUCCUGAAUGAGAACAGGUCCAAACACAGAAGUCUAAUAAGACAGCUUCAUCAUUAGCUCCUGCCCAAAGCAGUUGCCCCCCUUCUCAACUGUACUUGGGUGGAAAGGACUCCCUGAACCACUAGACCACAUCAGACUAGGGAGGGGAGUGCAGGAUCCUAAGUAGACUGGAUAGAGACCCUAAGGAUGAUUCUUAAAGGACUAUGCCCCAUGAGUGGGGAUUGCAAUGUUAUAGGUAAGGCUAAAAAUGAAUACUUCUUCAAAGGCUGCUUUUCUGCCAGUUCUUUUGCCUUCCACUGGAGAAUGGGGACCCUGAAGAUGUGAGGGUUAGACUUUAUUGGAAGACAGAUUAGCCACCAUGCAAGGGGUGGAAAGUGAAAGUAGUUCUGGAGAGGGACUGACAGCCUGUUCCCCACAAAGUCCUCAGCAUCCUCUCCCCAAAGAGGACCUCUUUCCUCUCCCAGUGACCCAGUGACUGGGAAGUCAGCCAUCCUACCCAGGUGUGCAUCCAUUGUGGGGGUUGCUAGGGAGGGAGGACACAAAGGAAGGUACAGAACUCUCUUUGAUGGGCUGAAAGUCAACUUCCUCCACGGUGACCUCACAGGUGCCACCCACAGCCUGCAGUGUGUGGAGACAACCCAGGGCAGUGGCAUUCCUGAGACUUCGGGGGCUGAGACCUCAUCCUAGUGAUUUGCACCCCAGCUACUUUGUCUGGAGGGUCAUCAGGCAGCCUGAGAUACUGACUUCCCACAGUUCCGCCCCAAGCCCUAUCCACACCAGUGCUACUCCAGGGUCCCCACCUGUCAGCACCUUCACCACCGGGGUUGCAAUGCUCAUAGUGAAGAUUCUGGAAGGUCUUGGUCCUCCAUGCUUUGUGGCCCCAGUGUGGAGAGGAGAGGAGUAAUCCCAACUCUUCCUCUGUGGUCCCAGCUAAUAGACAUAGGGGUCUAUUAUAGGACAGCUGAGUAACUAGCAAACUGAACUUGGCUCAUUCUCUUUGCAAGAAUGGGUGUCCCCCCAGACCACACAGUGAUGAUCAAGGAGGUAUUUUGCUUGUGAUACAAGGGAUACAGACCCUGAUGCCUUUGGCCUCCAAAUAACUGUCAUUCAUCACUCUAGAAGCAGACAGAGCCCCUAAACAGGACCCAGCAUGGAAAUGAUUAGCAGUGGCUUCCAGAAUGUGUGUGGGUCUCAUGUGACCAGUAUGUAAAAAAAAAAAAAAAAAAAAAAAGAGGUGUUGCCAUGGCAACCCUUGCAUUCCACCCUGAGUUUGCCAAGGCACAUAAAAAUAGGGAACAUUUUCUUAAAGAACACUUGGGUUCUGCCUGAUUGCAACCUGACUCCCUGCAUCCAUAUCCUGCUGGUGGGAGAAAUUACCCUUAAAAAAUCUCAUGGUUUCUCUGCCUCUUUCUUUUGUAUUUGAACCUACCCUUCCAUUUGCUCAGGAGAACAAGGAGCUACCUGUGAGACAGGUGGUAUCCUUCCCACUCUCCCCCACCCCUACCUCCCACAGUCCAGAGCAAAGACCUCUUAAUCUGGGUGAAAAGUCAGAAAUGUCAUCUGGAAGGCAAAAAAUAUUUUAAGCCUCACCUCAGUCUUCAAAAGCAUCUAUUUGCUGGUUAAGAAGCUCUUCCACAAGCCAGAAAUGUGAAGUGAACCGAGGCUGGCGUGUGGUCUUGGGCAAGUCCAGUGGUUUCAGAAGAUUUUAGGUGUUUUAUUUGCAGAGAAGAUGUAUCCUGUUAAUCUUUAUUCUUGACACCUGCUCCUCCCUCAGAUUUCACAUGACAAAUGGUCCACUCCAGCAGUUUUCAAUCUUUUUCGUCUCGUGGCACAUAUAAACUUCUUACUAAAGUUCUAUGUCACACAUACACGAAAUUAUGUCUUUGCUGAUCAGACAAAAAAAAUAGGUAUAAUUUUAAUUCAUGCACACCAGAUGGCUACUCUUGUGUUGGCUGUUGUCAUUUUUUUAUUUGACAGUCUAAGGGAAAAGAGGUCAGUGCCCCUGACUACAUAGUCAGGUAUGGCCUGUUAUAAAAAUUCUUGUGGCACACCAGUUGAAAAUCACUGGUCUACUCUCUUAUAGUUAGCCAAAAGAACCUAAUGAACUUUGACAAUAAUGCCCUUCCACCUCCCAUCCACAGAAUUAUAAAGUCAUAUAUCUAAGAACUGGGAGAAAUAAAUUUACCUUUUAAUUCAAAUGCCUUUUCUAGGCUUAAGUCAAGACUCAGAUCAUAAAUCAAAGAGACCUUUGCUCUCCGCCGGUAGCUCAGGCUUCCCUGGGACGAUAUGAAAGCAUGACCAGAAGAGUCAGGGUGUGACUGCCCGGCACAGCCCCUUGGCUGGGCUGGCCUGGCCACGGUGGCCACGUGCCAUGGAACUCUGUCCUGCUCUGCUCUUGUUCUCCAUCCCUGUGGAAGAUGCUGAACUCUGCUUCUCCCAGCUGGAAGUCGGAAACCAUACUGAGUUAUUUUACUGCACGAUUUCUCUGAUGGCCCAGAGUAAUCAUCUUAUUCACCCUGUUCCACUGAGAUAUAGAGAAGGUCUUGAACCCCACUGUGAAAAGGAGGUACCCCUUUUUAUGAUGUCAUGGUGAUGCAGAUGGACUGAGCUUAAGCUUCUAGACUUUAGCACAUACUGGUUACAUUACCAGGAGGACUGCAGAGCUGCCUUCCCCAGAGAACGUCUGUCUGAAAUGACCGCAGAUCAGAACUUUCACAUGGCCUCUUCAGUGACCUCUCAGGGCUAAAAGUCUGUAAUCUGAAGGCCUUGCCAUAGCCAUCCUCCCUCACCACCUCAUAGCUCAACUCCCCCAGAAGGGAAAAAAUCCAUCAGAGAUAGAAAAGAAGCAUUAUUCAGCAGCUAGGGUUUUCAACUUAAAUUAUUUAAAGCGAUGGCAAAAUAGAGGAGGAUUUGGGCUGCUUAUUACAGACCCUGUCUCCAUAACAAUUCAAAUGUCAGAACUGUUCAGCUUCACUUCAUACUUCCUUUGACUAAAUCACUCAGGGGACUGUCCUCAGUUAUGUGGCCUUGCUGGAGACACUGAUUUGGAGGAAUAAGGUCAAGUACACAAACCAGCCAAGCACUUCUCUUAGUAUCCUAAGCAAGUUGUAAUGCACACGGUCAUUUUUACAGCUAUGAUUUCUACUUAAUAUUGGUUUGGGGCCCUUUUAUAUGGUCUCCAGGGACAUUAUAAUAAUGCUCAAAAAGUCUUCAAGGCUAAAUUAAUUUGAUUCAGUUGGCUUGAAAUAUAGCCACAAAGAAUCAGGUUUUGCCAGUCCCACAAAGACAGUCUUCUGAAACUGGAAGAGACCUGGCCAGCCUCCUGUCCCUACACCUGCCUUGGGCAGCAUGCUGAGCACGCCCUGACCCCAUGCUGGUGUAGCCCCCACCACCUCUUUCCCUUGACCACGAUGGGUUUGCUUUCAAACCGAUGCUUCUGACAUUGUCCAAGUAAGAGGAGGCAGAGGCUGGAAUUUUCCAGUGGAGUAGAAGAUCUGGAUAAUGAGGAAAGAAUAUUCCCGGGGAUGAAAAAUUCAAGUGUGAUGUUGCUCCAUCUUGGGACCUGAGAGAGAAAAAGAAAGUUUUUAAAGGGCUGCAGAGGCUGCUCUCUGAACGUGCUCCUAUCUUAUCUGGCUUACUUUGGGAACAUACAGGGCAUUGAGUGCCACGGGGCUGCUGCCCAUCAACCUGAUCCCAGUGACGUGCACUGGGAACUUCAAGAGGAGGCUGGUAGCGCUCCUAUCCUUGGGGGAUGCUGACAUCUGCCAAGCCCAGAAUGCCUCUCCCAGAGCUCUCUGUCAGGGCUCAGGCCUGUUGAACUGAAGCCAGCAGAGCAGAGCAUAGGACCAGAAGUGUGGGCAGCACUGUCAGCUGGGAAGGGCACAGGAGGCAGGACCUCAGGUGCCCCUGCCACCCACCAGCCAGAUAAUUUUGAGUGACUUCCCUUCUUGGCCUCAGAUUUCUCAUCUCUAAAGCAAGAGGAAAGGUAAACCAGAUGACCAAGAAGAGUCCUCCCAUUGUGACUCUGUUCGAAACAGAUCAAAAUGAAUGCCCACACUUGAGAGGACCCUUACAUCCCCUAUGAAUCACAUUAGGAACUGGCAGUUGCUUUUUUAACCCAAGUGCCAAGAGGCAGUUAUAAUGAACUAUCUCUUUUGGUGUCCAUUGUCUAUACACGAAACAAUACAAAUUGGCUUACAUCAAAUGUGUUGUAUCUUGCGGGCAAGAGUUUUUAUUUACUUCCUAUGGUCUUGCUGGUUUAAGGGAGCAUCAGGGAUGUGUCCUAGCUUAGUCAGCGUGAAAAUCAAGGGGAUUUGAUUACCUUACCACAGGUCAUAUGAAUCAGAAUACAUGCAUAAGUAGGUGAAACAAAGCCAGAUUCUGGGAAAAGAUGCUUGCUUUUCCAUUUGAGAAAGCUCAAAGAAGAUAAUGAAUAAAGAGCACAACUUCCAAACAGUUCUUUCUUUCCUUUUUUUCUGGCCAUUGGAACAGUCGUUCCAGUCGUUCCAGUAUAUGUGAUCAUGGUUUGCAAUUAUUUGUAACACUGCAGAAGGAAGAGAGUCGUGAUCUCUCAUGGUUGUCAGGAAUUAGAUGAACAGUCUUGGGAGAGCAGCUGCCUACGAUUGCCCUUUAGCUGGCUGAUGAGCGAUGCUGUGCACAGGUGCCUGCUGCAGAUGCCGUCCCACCACGACGGGGGCAGAGGGCAGGGGGAGAACAGCUGCAGAAGCCCCAAGUCCCCAGGCCUCCUGCCCCAUAACAACAUCAACUCCUAGGUUUCUGUCCUUUUUUUCUCAGUUUUUCAUUGCUGUUCUUCCCUGGAAAGACCUCGAUUGGCCAGGAAAGUGCCCUUUCAGCUCCUGGUGGAAAUUUAAACAAGUCUGUGUUCCUCAGUUCUCUCCAAGAAAAAUCAAAGAAUAUUCUUUCUUUUUGACCUGGAAAUCAGGUUUCGGGGUCUUUGAAUGGCUUCUUAAUGGGGUUUGAUUUUCUUCCCCAAUUCUGAAUCCAGAAAGAAGCUAUUUGUCCAAGGACUAACCAAAGACGAUGCCCUUGGAGGAGAAUCAGACCCUAAAAUGUAGUCGGGGAGUGGGGUUGGCAACUGGUCAUCUACUGGGGGGAGUCGCUGUGAAUCUAGGGGUCAUUAGACCUGAGACGUGAAUUUUUUCUCAACGCACAGCAGUAAAUGGCGGAUGCAAACUGGAGUGCAGCUGAGGGCUAUUACGACCAGGACAACUGGAGCUUGGCAGCUCUCACAUCCGGAAUGGGCCAUGAGGACUGAAUUCCUGGGUCACAAUCUGCCCAUUUACCUCAUUCUCGUUCCAUUUUUCUUUCCAUUUAGUAUUGGUUGGCGAUUUCUGCUAUUCAGUGAUGAGAGAGUCAGCAGACUAAUCAAAAGAAUAUCUUUAUAUAAAAUGUAAAUAUUAAUAUAAAUUAACCUGGCAUGCAACUUACUGAUCCAAUGAAGCAUAUAUUAUUAAUACGUUAUCUCAGUGUAUAAAGGAAAACUGACUGCCAUAUUUACCAGAUGUUUUCUCUAACCUGUCUGUAAAUAUAUAAUCUGUAUAAAAAAGAGUCUAAUUUACCAUUAUUUAUGCAAUAGAAAAAAUAAAAGUUUUUUUUUUCUUUUGA